This is a messenger RNA of Papaver somniferum (opium poppy), 1651 nucleotides long. Its product is annotated as mannosyl-oligosaccharide glucosidase GCS1-like. The transcript is spliced from 10 exons. Lineage: Eukaryota; Viridiplantae; Streptophyta; Magnoliopsida; Ranunculales; Papaveraceae. Gene Ontology annotation, cellular component: endoplasmic reticulum membrane. Gene Ontology annotation, biological process: protein N-linked glycosylation; oligosaccharide metabolic process. The record is from RefSeq and is a predicted model, not a curated record. Gene Ontology annotation, molecular function: Glc3Man9GlcNAc2 oligosaccharide glucosidase activity. Bases 1022 to 1543 code for a protein of 173 amino acids.
UUCAUCUGCGAUGGGUUUGGAGAAGAUGAAAUUGGAGAGGUAACUUCAGAGACUAGUAGGUGGAAUUUGUUGAUCUUUCUUGUUUCUUUUUGUACUCCGUUGUGUCUUCUGCUUAGUAAGGAGAUCGAAGAGUUGAAGCUUGUGAAAAAGAGAGCUGAUGAUGAAGUUGAAGAUUUCAAAGGAAUUGGAGGUUCAAGGAAGAGAAUUGCUGAAUGAGAAGGUUGAAUUGGGGGGAGAAUUGGAAAAUUGUAGAACCCAUUGUUAGAGGGUAUAGAUUGAGAUAGCAGAUUAUGAGUCUAGAGAUGGAAAUGGAUCUUAGGGAGAAGAGGAGUAUAGGAAGAUGGAGAGUGAGGAGAAGGAGAAGAGUGUGAGACUAAGCAAGGAGAUUGAAGUGUGGGAAGAAGAGAGCUGAGGAUUUGAAGGUCAAUUGUAAUGAGUUGGAUGUUCAAUGAAGAGAGUUUCUGAAUGAUAAUGUUAAAUUGAGGAGAGAUUUAGAAGAUUGGUAGAAGCAAGAGUCAUAUUUUGUUAGUGCGGCUUAAUGGGAGUGUUGGGCUAGAUGGGUUGAUUGAGAGAGCUCAGAGGAGAACAUAAACAUGGAAAUGGAUCACAUUUUGAAGUUUUCAUAAAAAUGGAGAAAACAAUGUUACCCAAGGAAUGGUGAAAUUGCCAAUAGAGAUCUUAUCGGACAUCCUGAUUCGGUUGCCUGUAAAGUCAAUUGCACGAUUCAGACAUAUUUAGUUUGUAGAUUCAUGGUGAGCAGGGAAAGCUUGUAUUGGGGAACUUCUCGGCUUCAUGUUUCUUUUGGAAUUCGAUCGAGGACUCCACAGUCGUUAAUGGCUGGAUUUAUGCGGAUGGGUGUAAAGGAUGGUAAUUGGUAAGUAUGUCAUCCGACAUGUUUGUGAGGAUUAGGAUGAGCUCAGUACAUAUGGAUGGACUAGUUGUAAUGGACAGGACUAUGAUAAUCAAGUUAUUGAUGACCAUGGAAUGACCUUGACCACUAAAUUUUUGAAAAUGAAAGAAGAUGGGAAUGGCUAUGGUGGGGGACUGGGCAGUUCGUUUUAAUGCACGUGUUGACAACGUUGGCAGAGAAAAAUUGGAUAUGCGUGAUUCAUCUCUUUUGGCAUAUGGAUCAGGCGAGGAUACUGGUGGUUGGGAACUGCAUAUUGAUCCAACAGAUGACUUGGAAAUCCACUAUUCUGGUUUUAGAACUCUUCAUUCUCACAAUUUAGCUGAAGUUGUCCAGAAUGCUUAUGGAUCCCAUGCAACACAGGUGGGUCUACUGCAGCCAGACGCAUCUGCAAACUCUCCUAAUACUUUGGCGUUUCAGAUUUCUGCAAAAUUUCCUGUCAGAGCAGAUAUUGGUUUUGUUUCUGAGACUGGCUUACAAAGUUCGAGAGCUGCAGAACGUGUGAAGAAUAUCACAGGGAAGCAACUGAGUAAUACACUGAUUGAGAAACAGAAACAGUUUGAUGAAAAGUUUAACAGGUUCUUCAAUCUUACAGACAAGGUCAGUUGCGGAGCAGUGACUGUGGGUAGGUGGUAAAUUUAACUGGUGGUAUUGGCGACUUCUACGGCCAAUCAAAAAUUUCCCCUACUCUGGAUAUGAGAGUAAAUUGUUAAACUAAACUGUUUUAUUUUUGUAAGAAUUCAA